Messenger RNA from Lotus japonicus, 3937 nucleotides. Its product is annotated as nonsense-mediated mRNA decay factor SMG7-like. The coding region runs from base 282 to 3212 and encodes 976 amino acids. NCBI's taxonomy places the organism in Eukaryota, Viridiplantae, Streptophyta, Magnoliopsida, Fabales, Fabaceae. Gene Ontology annotation, molecular function: telomeric repeat DNA binding; protein binding; telomerase RNA binding. The transcript has 8 exons. The record is from RefSeq and is a predicted model, not a curated record. Gene Ontology annotation, biological process: nuclear-transcribed mRNA catabolic process, nonsense-mediated decay. Gene Ontology annotation, cellular component: telomerase holoenzyme complex.
UAUAGGAAACAACAGGUUUCGUCUAAACGCCGUCGUUGGCUUCGCCGCCUGUUAGAACAAGAGAAAGAGAAAGAGAGAGAGAAAGACGUUGAAUUUCUAAUCUCAUCAUCCUUUUUGGACCCCAAACACAAACAAUCAAUCAAUCCACCUUCUCUCAACGAAACCAAACCCUAGCGAAGACCCUUCUUCAUUCUCCCCUCAAUUUCAAUUCCAUGCCUUGAUCCUUCUCCUCCUCCUCGAUCCCAUUCCACAGGAUUUAUUUUUCAUGAAAUGAUUGAUGGAUGAUGAUAAUACAGACGGAUAAAAUGGCUGCUCCUUCGUCACGGGAGCGUGCACAGCGCCUCUAUGAUAAGAACCUCGAAUUGGAGAAUAAGCGCCGGAGGUCAGCUCAGGCACGGGUCCCAUCAGAUCCGAAUGCAUGGCAACAGAUGCGUGAGAACUAUGAAGCAAUAAUUCUUGAGGAUCAUGCUUUCUGUGAUCAGCACAAUAUUGAAUAUGCUCUCUGGCAGUUGCAUUAUAAGAGGAUUGAGGAGUUUAGGGCAUAUUUCAGUGCUGCUCUUUCUUCUACCAGCUCAAACUCAUCUCAGGGAGGGAAAGGCCCUGCACGUCCUGAUCGGAUAACUAAAAUAAGGCUGCAAUUCAAGACUUUUCUUUCAGAGGCAACUGGAUUUUACCAUGACCUUAUUAUGAAAAUUAGAGCAAAGUAUGGGCUUCCCCUUGGUUACUUUGAGGAUUCAGAGAAUCGGAUUGUGAUGGAGAAAGAUGGAAAAAAAUAUGCUGACAUGAAGAAAGGUUUAUUAUCUUGUCACCGCUGUUUAAUAUACUUAGGUGAUCUUGCUCGUUACAAAGGAAUGUAUGGUGAAGGUGACUCAUUAAACCGGGAGUUCACAGCAGCUUCUAGUUACUACUUUCAAGCUGCAUCUCUUUGGCCUUCAAGUGGGAAUCCACAUCAUCAGCUUGCUUUAUUGGCUUCAUAUUCCGGGGAUGAGCUGGUGGCUAUUUAUCGGUAUUUUCGUAGUCUGGCCGUGGAUAGUCCAUUUACAACUGCAAGAGAGAACUUGAUAGUUGCAUUUGAGAAGAAUCGUCAAAGUUUCGCUCAGCUUCCUGGAGAUGCUAAAUCUCUUGCAGUCAAAGAACCUUCUGGGCGACUAGCUGGCAAAGGAAGAGGAAAAGUGGAAGCAAAACUUGCAACAAGGGGUACUGGUGUUGAUACCAGUCCUAGAGCAGAUGGAGCAUCCAGUAUACAAGAGACUUACAAAUUCUUCUGUACUCGGUUUGUCCGGCUAAAUGGAAUAUUGUUUACACGAACAAGCCUCGAGACCUUCACUGAAGUUCUUGCUCUUGUUAGCACUGGUCUGCGGGAACUUCUGUCUUCAGGGCAAGAUGAGGAGCUGAAUUUUGGCUCUGAUAUUUCUGAGAAUAGACUUGCCAUUGUCAGAAUUGUCUGCAUUCUUGUAUUUACAGUUUAUAAUGCGAAUAAGGAAUCUGAAGGUCAAACUUAUGCAGAAAUUGUUCAGCGUGCUGUUCUGCUUCAGAAUGCAUUUACUGCAGCUUUUGAAUUGAUGGGUUACAUAAUAGAGAGAUGUGCAGAGCUGAGUGAUCCUUCUUCUAGUUAUCUCUUACCUGGCAUUCUGGUUUUUGUUGAGUGGUUGGCUUGUUAUCCAGAUCUUGCUAAAGGCAAUGAUUUGGAUGAGAAUCAGGAAAGUUUGAGAUCAAAAUUUUGGAAUCAUUGUAUAUCCUUCUUGAAUAAAUUGCUUUCAGUUGGGCCUGUGUCUGUUUUUGAUGAUGAAGAGGAUACUUGCUUUAAUAACAUGAGCAGAUAUGAGGAAGGGGAAACUGAAAACCGACUUGCUUUGUCGGAGGACUUUGAGUUAAGGGGAUUUAUUCCGCUUCUCCCUGCACAAACCAUCUUGGAUUUUUCAAGGAAGCAUUCCCUUGGAAGUGAUGGUGAUAAGGAAAGAAAAGCCCGGGUCAAAAGAAUUUUAGCUGCAGGGAAGGCUUUAGCAAGUGUUGUUCUGGUUGAUAAAACAAUGAUAUAUUUUGAUUCAAAGACAAAGAAAUUUCUCAUUGGUGUUCAGCCUCAAUCCUCAGAUGAUUUUGUUCAAGCCGCCUAUUCCGUCAUUCAGACCGCAGAAGAAUCACAAGAAAAACCAGCAGCAGAUAAAUCAAAGGUGGAAGUUGUUCAGUCAAACCAACAUCAGUAUAUGGAAGGAGAUGAGGAUGAUGAAGUUAUUGUUUUCAGGCCUAUGGUGUCUGAGAUGCGAGCUGAUGUGGCUGUCUCAUCAUGGACACCCCAUGAGGGUAUGGAGCCUGUUCUAAAAGCUUCAGGAGGAGAUUUAAAAUUUCAUGUUAACUCUACUUCUAAUCCACUCAACAAUCUACAUCAUCAAACAAUGCCGAUUUCUGUUAGUGGUAUGAUUCCUCAACACCUGCAAUCAGUUCAGCCGCAUACAUCAAGGUGGCUGGAUGAGGAAAUUUCUCUCGCUAACAAUUUAAAAGGUCUUGGGUUAUUUGAGAAUGGGCAUGUGAUGAAACCUAGCUUACAAGAGGCUAUAGGCAUCUCAAAUCAUGUCGGACUUCCUAUUCCUAUCCAACAAUCUAUUGGUGUGGAUACUAAUGUGUUUCAUGGUCUCUCCAAAGCUUCAGAAUCUGUGGUACCAUCCAAAAUUGACGCUAUUGCAUCUUCAGGAGUAGUUUCUGAUGCUUUUGCAGUGAAGACAUCAGCCAUGCAACCUGGUAUGAGAAAAGCCCCUGCCCCAGUCAGUCGACCUGCUAGGCACCUUGGACCUCCUCCUGGUUUCAAUCAUGUUCCUUCUAAACAAAGUAUUGAAUUCACUACUUCAGAUUCAAUGAGUGGGAAUCCAAUUCUCGAUGACUACAGUUGGUUGGAUGGGUAUCAAUUGCAGUCAUCAACCAAAGGCUUAAGCUCGAAUGGUUCUCUUGCUUAUUCUCAGUCAAAUUCUUACCAACUCAGUAACAAUGGCUUGAACGGGAAUAUCAGCUUUCCAUUUCCUGGAAAACAAGUUCCAUCUGUACCUCUUCAGGUGGAGCAACAGAAUGUUUGGCAAGAUUAUCAACCUUAUGAGCUUUUAAAUUCACACCAUGAUCAACAGCUUCAGCCACAACAGCUCACAACUGGAACUCAACAGUUUUCUCCUCUGCCUGAGCAAUUUCAAGGACAGUCAAUCUGGACAGGUCGUUACUUCGUGUGAUGUCGGUAUGAGAGUAUAGAUGGUCCUUGAAGGCUUAUUGGGAAUGUGCUGCAUCCUUUUGCUACUCGCUCAAACUCCAACUUUGCUGCCUUGUCACUGGAUGUUAUUGGAGUUUCUUUUGGCCUUGACUUGUUGCAGGCACUUGCUACUAAAAAAGAUUAUGCUGAGCUCUUCAGCCCGGACAAACGGAGAUAAACAAGCAUCUUUACAAUUCAAAGUUUCGUAAGAAGUAAAUGCCUUGUCUGGUCGGUUGGGGUGGAUAGGUGAUGAUAAAUAAAGGAUCUUGGAGCAUGUAUCUCCUGGAAUUGGUGGUGUUACAGUGGUUUGUUCACAUCUCUAGUGGGAAUGUCAUAAUGAUGCACCUCUAAGAAUCGUUGUUACAAUCGUGCGGUUGCAAGUAAUCCAUAGUGCUAGCCCCUUUUCUGCCUCAAUGCUUCAGACUUACAGUUGGGAAGGUUGGUAGGUAAGAACUGGGUGUCAAGUUGGACAGUUGGGAUAUGAUAUGUAGACUUUGUGGUGCUCACUUGAGUGAGUAAUGUGUUUAGUUGUUGCGUCUUUGUUAAGAUUCUUAUAAUAUGUUGUGAUGAGUUAUAUAUGGUUCAUUUUUACGUUUAUCAAGUCGAGGGGUUGACUCGAACUUCUAAAAUAAAUGGAUAGUGGAUACAUAUCCUCCAUCUUGGUCUGUAUGAUUACAAUGAUUUAUAUAUCUGUAUUUGGAUUUAAUA